Molecule: messenger RNA, 1806 nt
Organism: Ostreobium quekettii
Lineage: Eukaryota; Viridiplantae; Chlorophyta; Ulvophyceae; Bryopsidales; Ostreobiaceae
Source: the annotation of a GenBank genome assembly
AUGGCCUUGGCCUUCGGAACGGCGGGCAGCUCCGCGCAGACAGACCGCUUGGGCACCGCCGUCGUGGGGCGGCUGUUCUGCCGCUGCGCCGGGCGCCAACACCGCGGCGAUCAGGCCCCAUCUGCGCCUUGGGCCCGUUGCCCCCAAUGGCCCGCGGCUGGGACGUCUGGCUCUCGGCUUGGGCUCCCUGAUCUGGAGUUUGUCGGGGGAGCGCCCGAGGCCCGCAGCCGCCUGGUGGCGUCGUCGAGCGCAGACCAGGUGGUCACGGAGGCCGGCGCAAAUGGGGCCCAGGCGACGGUUGGCAGGACGCCAUUCACGCCCAGGCCGCUCAUCAAGGACAUCAAGGGAGGCGCGGACGGAGGGUUGUCAAAUGUGGGCCAGACAUUCACAGUGUCUGGCUGGGUGCGGACUGUGAGGAGCCAGAAGUCAUUCGCCUUCAUUGAGGUCAGUGAUGGCUCAACACUGGCUGGGCUUCAAGUUGUGUUGGACCCAAAGACGACUGAAGGGUACAGUCUUGUGGAAGAAUCCCAAAUACACACAGGGGCAGCUGUUAGAGCAAUGGGUGAACUGGUUGCAUCACCAGGGGGAAAGCAAAAGGUAGAAAUACAGGCAAUAUCCCUGACAUUGCUGGGGCCCUGCGAUCCUGGGACUUACCCAUUGCAGAAGAAGCGCCACACGCUCGAAUUCCUCAGAGGUAUCGCUCACCUGCGUCCCAGGACAAACACGAUUGGGGCAGUCAUGAGGGUCAGGAGUGCACUGGCCAUGGCCACCCACACAUUCUUUCAAUCGCAAGGAUUCCAACUGCUCCACACUCCUGUUGUGUCCGCCUCCGACUGUGAAGGUGCAGGGGAAAUGCUCCAGGUUACUACGAUGAUGAGCACAGCCAUGCGUGGUGGCAGUGCCGAUGCAAAGGCAGCAGCCAACGUUGUGAAAACUGACCAGACAGGUCCUGGCCCUUCCCUGCCUGUAGACGAGUCUGGUGGCAUUGACCACUCUGAAGACUUCUUUGGGCGUCCCACCUUCCUCACAGUGUCAGGCCAGCUGAAUGCAGAGGCGUACGCUUGUGCGCUGGGUCGGGUGUACACAUUUGGUCCAACAUUCCGUGCGGAGAACUCCAACACCUCCCGCCAUCUGGCUGAGUUCUGGAUGAUUGAACCUGAGAUUGCUUUCGCUGACCUUGACGAGGACAUAUCGUGGGCUGAGGCAUAUGUCAAGCACUGCCUCCAGCAUGUUUUGGAGACCUGCAGUGAAGAUCUGGAGUUGUUUGAGAAGUUUUAUCAGAAGGGCCUGACGAAUAGACUACAGAGGCUGUCAAGCACACCUUUUGUACGCAUCACAUACACAGAGGCUGUCGACGUUUUGGCAAAGUCUGAGAAGGCCUUCGAGUUCCCCGUCACCUGGGGGGCAGAUCUUCAGAGCGAGCACGAGCGGUAUCUCACUGAGGUGGCGUAUGAAGGGAUUCCUGUAUUUGUCACAAACUACCCAAAGGACAUCAAAGCGUUCUACAUGAAGCUCAACGAAGAUGGACAGACUGUGGCUGCAGCUGACAUGCUGGUGCCAGGGGUUGGGGAACUGAUUGGAGGCAGUCAGAGGGAAGACCGAGUCGAGGUAUUGGAAAGGAGAAUGAAGGAGUGUGGCCUGAACUGCGAGGAGUACUGGUGGUACAUGGACUUGAGAAGAUAUGGCUCAGUCCCGCAUGCGGGUUUUGGUCUUGGUUUCGAGAGGUUCGUUCAGUUCGUGACUGGGAUGGAGAACAUUAGGGACGUCAUCCCUUUCCCUAGGUAUCCUGGCCAUUGCGAUUUCUAG